Molecule: messenger RNA, 2957 nt
Organism: Sycon ciliatum
Lineage: Eukaryota; Metazoa; Porifera; Calcarea; Leucosolenida; Sycettidae
Product: lysophosphatidylcholine acyltransferase 2-like
Exons: 1
Coding region: 261-1709 (482 amino acids)
Source: RefSeq, a predicted model, not a curated record
UUUGUUUGUAAGGUACGCGAUCGUACCGCACAGUAUUUUUGUAACUAUUACUUGUCCAUGUCUGCAAUUGCUAGUCUGAGCUGAAUAGCAAUAUUCUCUGCCAUUGGCAUGUCACAUUACCAGUGACGUGAGGGCAUUGUGUGGGAGCGAUUUGGUCAUUUGCUGUCCGGCUGAAAACAGUGCAGCUAGCAGCGCAAAAGGCCGGAGUGAAACCUUUGAGGUACUGUACUUUGUUAAGUUCUUCAAGAGUCGACUGCGACAUGGGGAGAGUUCGUCGCCUUCCCGAGGCCAACGGCCCUAAUCCGUUCACGAACAAGAUUGAAUACACAACGUGGCGGAAAGUUAAAUUGGUAGCUGGAGCGAUUCUCCUGCUGCCUAUUCGCCUGCUGCUCAAUUUCGUGUUCAUGUCCAUCGUGUACACGUGCUCGCGAUUCUCCAGCUGGGGCUGGACGCCCGGCACUCACCUGGUCUGGUGGCAGCGCAUACUGAUGACCGUGGUGGUGCCCAGCGUGGCGCGCGUGUGGCUGUUCUUGACGUUCGGCUACCACUGGAUCCCGGUGAAGGGCCGGCGAGCGUCGGCCAAGGAGGCGCCCAUUCACAUCAUGUCCCCGCACUCGAGCGUAAUAGACAGCUGGAUGAUCUACCCGUACACGUUUGGCUCGCCGCUGUCGCGCAAGGAGAACAGCGGCGUGCCAUUCAUCUCGGCCGUUGCGUCCGCCUCCGAGCCGAUCUGGGUGGACCGCAGCGCCAAGAAGAGCGGUAGCGCCGUCCAGGAGAUGGUGCAGCGUAUCAACUUGCCCGGAUUCUGGCUGCCCAUCGUCAUCUUCCCGGAGGGCACGACGCACAACGCCAAGUCGGUGCUCAGCUUCAAGACGGGAGCGUUCAGUCCCGGCGUGCCCGUCCAACCCAUCCUCUGGCGAUACGACACGCCGGACGUCGGCGUCUGGGAGAGCUUCGGUCUGUCGCUGCCGUUCAUCUUCUUCCACGUCAUGUGCCAGUGGAACAACUCGUUUGAAGUCGAGUACCUGCCGGUGUACGUGCCCAGCGAGCAGGAGAAGCGCGACCCAGUCCUGUACGCCAACAACGUGCGCGCGGUGAUUGCACGCGCGCUGGGUCGCCCGGUCACCGACUAUGCGCUGGAGGACCUGCGCCUGUGCGAGAUAGCUCACGCGGCCGGCCUGCACGAGGACAGCGGCCUGCUGGAGUACGGCCUCAUCCAUCGGCUGUUCGACGUGCGCCUGCCCGCGCUCAAGACCAUGCUGGAGCGCUUCGUGCGCAUGAACGCCAGCAAGAGCGGGCGAGUGAGCCGCGCCGAGUUCCUCGCCGCGCUGAGCUGGCCCGUCACGGAGCACGCCAAUCUGCUGUUCGCCGAGUACGACACGUGCUCAGAAGACGGCACGCUGCGCUUCCGCGAGUACGUGGUGGGGACGCUGGACCUCGCGGAGAAGGUGCUCGAGAAACAGGCGCUGUGUCGCGCUGCGUUUGCCGCUCUCUCCGCCGGUCACGAUGCCCUCUCCGUCGACAGUGUGCUGGGCGCCGCUCGCGAACGCGGUCUCGCCGCGCUCAGCACGCACCACGUGGAGGAAUUCCUGCGGCGAGUAUCGCGCGAGCACGCUCUCGACGAGGCCGGUUUCGAAGAGUACGUGGCGGCCAAUCCCGACGUGAACGUCCUGCUCCAGUGGUUCAUGCACGGCACGGACAGCAUCUAGACUGAAGUGGAUUGGAUGCAGUGUUGGGUGCUGUGCCGUAGUGGCAGCAUCAAUCAAUCCCUUGACUCGACCUCCUGCCAGCAGACACGGAGAGUCUGUGGGCAUGCAGAAUUCAGACUAGUCGCUGGAGACUCCUUGCGAAGUCGAGCGCGUGUGGAGUUCCUUUCUCCCUCCUACUGUCCGUGGUUGCUUCUAAACCGAUCAAGCCGCACAGCUUUCGCUGCUGAGAAUGUGAAUCAUGUCACAACGCACCCCCAUCCCAAUCGGUCAGACCCGGUAUUGAUGUGUCCUUGCGUUGAGGCGGUGUGUGUGUGUUUGUGCGUGUGCGUGCGUGUGUGUAUGUGUGUGUGUGUGAGUGUGCAUGUGUGUGUGUGUCUCGAAAUAACCAACAUGGUCUUUACAAGCACGCUCCAGUCCUGCCAAUAAGCGCGUGUAGGCUGUGUCCAUAGCACGCACGCAUCCCCGCGAGUGGUCGCUCGUAGCGCUGUGCAGUCUGCAUCGUGCUUUGUUUGCUGGCCGUGACUGCGCUGCACGUGUGUGUCCGUAGCCCUGAACUUCUUACUGGUCAUGCCUAUAGGCACCAUCAGUGAUGAUGUGGUGUUUCGUCCCUGGAACGCCUACACCGAGUCAUUUGUCUGGCGUAUUUGUCACUUCUUAGCCAAUUUUUACUACACUCCCCCUUUUUUAGAACUUCUUCUCGUCGAGGAGUUUCCUCUUCGUUUGCUAGUAUAAGAGAGCACUGAAGAUUUUUUUUUAACAAAUCAGUUUUAAAUCAAUUUUAGUCUUGUUUUAUGCCAGUCGUAGUUCGCACUAUCCCUGCCUUCCGGAAUUCCAUUUUCAACUCUUUUUUUAUGUUUCCGCAGGCGUUUACGCUAAAGCUACGUACACGAAUCCAGUCAUGUGAGUAUUGUACGUAUACGUGUAUAUCGUACUAGAACAUCAAGCUUUCCGAUUCUGCUGGUUUCUUCUUUAACCCUUUUUUUUUCUUUUAACCCAUUUUCUUCCCUUUAACCCAAUUUUCGUAUCUGGAAAAGUAUUUACUUGAUCAAUGAGUGUCAGGCGUGCGUCGUACUUUAGCAUAAUAUCAUGUGUUUCUGUGAGAUAAAUCUCAGAUUACCCUACGAAACCGGUGCUUUGGUGUCCAAGUUCUGCUGAUCGGUCACGUCUUUUGAAGAGUAUUUACGUGCGUGCUCGUUUUGCUUGCAGUAUACAUGUAUUGUGCGUGCCUAUGAGUGACUGUCGCUGUGA